This is a messenger RNA of Pelmatolapia mariae (spotted tilapia), 1251 nucleotides long. RefSeq lists its product as uncharacterized. Lineage: Eukaryota; Metazoa; Chordata; Actinopteri; Cichliformes; Cichlidae. Gene Ontology annotation, molecular function: ubiquitin-protein transferase activity. The record is from RefSeq and is a predicted model, not a curated record. The coding region runs from base 1 to 1251 and encodes 416 amino acids. The transcript is spliced from 7 exons.
AUGCGGCAGGAAUUCACUGGGCUCAGAAGCACAGUUAUGGAGAUUGAGCAUUCCCUCUCUACAUGCACGGAUGAUAUUGUCCACCUCCAAGCCAAAGUGGAUGCUAUGUCAAAAGAGCUGGCCAAAUUGGAGGAUAGACGCGAGGAUUUGGAGUCCAGGCCUUGCUGUAAUAAUAUACGCAUUGUUGCUGUGCCAGAGGAGAACAUCCUGUCUGCUACAGAUGUGUCCAUGCUUUUGAUGGAGGCAUUUCAGCUUGGGAAGAAGCCAUUUGUGGACAGAGCCCACCAAACUUUGGCCCCCAGACCUAACAGUGGUGAAGGCCCCCGUGCUAUGGUUGUGAAGCUGCACUAUUACACGGACUGCGCUAGGAUUCUUCAGAAAGCCAGCCUGGAUGAAAUCCUGCAGGCCAUAAGUACUGCUGUGAACACAGAGGAAGAAUUCCGUAUCACUGUCUCAAGAUCCAAUAUGGUGGAGCGAGGACUUGCACAGUGGAAGAGGCAAAAAAAGGCAUUGCCUACAAAUCAGCUGAGGGUCACAUUUAUCGGAGAGGCAGGAAUUGAUACUGGGGCAUUACGGAAAGAAUUCCUUACAGACAUGGUUGCAGGCUUGGAGCAAAGGCUUUUUGAGGGUGACCAGACUGGGAAAGCUCCAAAAUACUCAUUGUUGGAUCUUGAUCUAGGAAACUUCCGUAGUGCUGGUGAAAUUUGGGCAGUUAGUCUGGCGCAGGGUGGGCCACCACCCUGCUGCCUCAAAGACUGGUGUUACCAGUUCCUGUGUACUGGAGAGUUGCAGAUUGAGAACAUCAUGAAAGAGGAUGUCUGUGAUGCCCAUUACACUUCUGUUAUCUCCCAGGUUCAUUCGGCCACAGAAGAUGAAAUGACAGCACUCACUGAUGAAAUUUUGAGUUGUGGCUAUCAUGGACCGGUUAAUGUCGAAAAGAAAGAAGAAAUUCUUCGUGCUGUUGUUCUUCAUGCCACACUUCGGUUGGUGCCUCUGCUCUCACAGCUACGUGAUGGCCUUAACCUUUAUGGUCUUACUAAUCUACUGAAGCAGUACCCAAGCAUCUGCCGAUCGCUGUUUGUCCCAGGGGUGGAAGUUAAGGCUGAUGCUGACUUUGUUUUUGCAACAUGCCAUCCUGAGUUCAGCGAGAAGGGCUCCAACAAAGAACAGGUGGAAAUGAGGAUUAUGAACCAUCUACAGGACUUCUUGCAAGAGCUGGAAUCACGUCAGUACACAUGUAGUUUAUUGUGA